AUGAAAUACUCGUCCGUUUGGACAGCGUUCGCCCUGGCAGCAUCAGUCGUAGCAGUCCCGUCCCGGAGGACUGAUUUCAGGAUCAAGGAGUCUGUCGCGAUUCCCAGGAGAUGGGUCAAGCGAGACUCAGCACCCAGGGACUUGCACAUCAACCUGCGUUUUGCGCUGCCGCAAUCAAAUUUUCCUCUGCUUGAGCAGCUGCUCUAUGAAGUCAGCGACCCGUCUCACGAAAGCUACGGGGCACACCUUUCACAGGCGGAGGUGAACGAGCUGAUUGCCCCGCACCCAGAGAGCGUCCGGCAAGUAAAAGCUUGGCUUGCAUCGUACGGUCUCCGCGAAGAAGACAUGUCCUGCUCUCCUGCUGAAGAUUGGAUCAAGGUAAAAGUUCCCAUAGGCUUAGCAGAGGAGAUGCUCGAUACUGAAUAUCACAUGUGGGACCAUCCCGAAGGUGACUCGUUCGUUCUCGCUACAGCAUACAGCCUACCGGAGUAUCUGCACGAGCAUGUGGAGUUAGUCCAGCCUACGACGCUCUUCUCUCGUUUACGCAGUAUGAAGACCACCCUCCACUUCGCCCCGAGCGGAGCGUCUUCAGCUGCCGUCGCCAAUGCCCCUCCGAUCGCAGUUCCGUCGGCUUCGAACGGGCAAGUUGAUGCUAGCUGCAACAGCACAAUCACCAUCAGUUGUAUAAGGCAGCUCUACAACGCGGCAAACUACACACCUCUUGCCGACACAGGCAACCAAAUCGCUGUCACAGGAUACAUGGAACAGUUUGCAAGCUUCAGUGACCUGCAGACAUUCUUUGCAGAGCAGGUGCCCUCCGCAGUCAACUCGUCUUUCCAGGUUGUCUCCAUCAACGGGGGACAAAAUGACCAGAGUAUGCUGGGGAGUGGCGAGGCGAACCUUGAUACUCAGUUCGCUUUCGGCCUGGCGCACCCAAUCCCUCCCACGUUCUAUUCCACAGGGGGUAGCCCGCCGUUCAUCCCGGACGAGCUGACAGUUAACAAUACCAAUGAGCCUUACCUCGAAUGGGUGGAAUUUGUCUUGCAGCAUCCAAACCCACCAACAACGAUAAGCACGAGCUACGGAGAUGACGAGCAAUCAGUACCCACCAGCUACGCCACGCGAGUCUGCAGCCUGUUCGCUCAGCUCGGCGCCCGAGGUGUCACAUUGAUAUUCUCCUCUGGAGACUCCGGUGUCGGGGACGGUAACCCUGACCCCGCGACGCAAGAGUGCUUCGCAAACGACGGCACCAAUCAAACAAGAUUUCUACCUGCCUUCCCUGCAUCGUGUCCAUACGUCACCGCUGUCGGUGGUACCGUGCAGAUCCCCGAAGUCGCGGUUAACUUCUCUGGCGGGGGUUUUAGCAACAUCUUUUCCCAGCCGGCGUACCAAUCUCAACAAGUGGAAAAUUUUCUGAAAACUCUUCCCAACGGAACAUACGCAGGCCUGUUCAAUGCGAGUGGUCGCGCGUAUCCAGACGUUUCAGCACAGGCUGUCAACUUCAGCAUCGUGUUCGAAGGCGAACCCGCCGGUGUUAGCGGUACCUCUUGUGCUUCUCCUACCUUCGCAGGCCUCGUCGCCCUGUUGAACGACGCACGGCUUCGGAAUGGUAUGCCGUCCCUUGGAUUCCUUAAUCCGAUGCUCUAUGCCCUGAACGGUGCCGGGUUCAAUGACAUCACGAGUGGUAACAACCCUGGUUGUGGCACUCCUGGGUUUAAUGCCACGGUGGGCUGGGACCCAGUUACUGGUCUAGGUACGCCGAGCUUCGGCAAGCUGAAGGAUCUUAUCGGCAUAACGGAUUAAUGUAUGAUGCGCAUGAGAUAGCAGGACCCAACGCAGAAAUAUUACAAUAUACGGAAGUGGUGACGAGUACAUUAUUUACGCAUCCGCUUUUUGAAGCGUUCCAUCACCUAAGAGUAGUCAGAUACCACCGGCGUGUGCAAAAAGGAAGAACGACGACUUACAAUCUCGUCUGUGGCCAUUUGAGGCCUGUCAUGUGUGCGGCGAGGCUCAUGAUCUUCCGGAUUGAGUCCCAUAGCCUCGAGCUUCGCAUCGCGUAAAAUCUCAGCGUCAGACUUAGUUUUCAAGUUUGGACGAUAGACUACAUCAUAACUUUUAGUAACGAAAGCUAU
Molecule: messenger RNA, 2132 nt
Organism: Phanerochaete carnosa HHB-10118-sp
Lineage: Eukaryota; Fungi; Basidiomycota; Agaricomycetes; Polyporales; Phanerochaetaceae
Exons: 13
Coding region: 1-1803 (600 amino acids)
Biological process (GO): proteolysis
Molecular function (GO): serine-type endopeptidase activity; tripeptidyl-peptidase activity
Source: RefSeq, a predicted model, not a curated record